AUGCCCCCCAAAAAGUGUUCUGUUGUGGAGGCUGCGGACAGGAGGGCGGAGGAGGAGAAGGCGAGGCGGCGCGCAAAGGCGGCGGAGGCAACGGCGGCCAAGAAGGAGGCCAAGGCGAAGAACAAUAAGGCCAAGAAGGCGCCGUCUGCCUGCACGCUCGAGGAGGAGCGGAGGGCGAAGGCUGCGGCAGAGGUUCGCGCACAGGAGGAGAGGGCGGCGCAGCUGGCUGCUGAGCAGGAGGCGGCGAGGCGGGCGCAGCGGGAGGCGGCAGAGCUAGCGGGUGCGGCAGAGCGGGCGGCGCUGCGCGAGGAUGCGGAGCUGGCAGAGGCGCUGCGCCGGUCAGAGGUGGAUGCGGAGGAGGCGCUGGCGCGUCGGGUGUCGCGGUGCGAGGAGGCGGUGAGCAGCGAGUCGACCGGCGGCGGCGGGGACUUGGUGCGGCGUGUCGAGCGGCUGGAGGCGAGCCUCGGCGCGGCGACCGAGGGCAGCCUCGAGGAGCGGGUCGGCGCCAUCGAGCGCUUGAUCGGGCCAGAGGCGGGAGAGGCGGAGGAGCAGCAUCUGCCAGUCACCGAGCCGUUUGCUGCCGUCUCACUAGCCGACGCCGGCCUCGACACGGGGCGGCCGGCUGCCCCCGAGUCCACGAUGGGGGGAGAGACCACGUGUAUCGUGUGUUUCGCGAGAGUCAAGUCGCAUGCUGCGGUUCCGUGCGGGCACCUGUGUGCUUGCGGGCCAUGCUCUGAGCUGAUGCGAGAGUGUCCUUACUGCCGCGAGCCAGUGAUGAUGUGGAUGGUUCCGCGUCCGGGAACGCUGGGAAGAGGCACGAGGAGGGCGGCGACCCGCAACCGACUGCUCUAA
This is a messenger RNA of Emiliania huxleyi CCMP1516, 852 nucleotides long. RefSeq lists its product as hypothetical. Bases 1 to 852 code for a protein of 283 amino acids. Lineage: Eukaryota; Haptophyta; Isochrysidales; Noelaerhabdaceae. The transcript has 3 exons. The record is from RefSeq and is a predicted model, not a curated record.